AUGGUGUGUUGUGGCACGCAUCAGUGGCUCAUUUCCACCGCUGCCAUCACCGCACUCCGCGAGCACUGGGAUGAGGCAAACGCUCGUGUCCUCCAGCGCAAAGCCCAGCUGGACGCGAUGCUGGGCGACUCCCAGAGGUAUGAGGCUCGACGGCGGGACGCAGACGCGUGGCUCUCGCGCAUGGAAAAUCGCUUGGCCGCCAUGACAGCGCCCGGGCACACCGCCGACGUGCUGGAGAUGCAAUUGCGCGAACAGAAGUCUUUCCACGCUGAGGUGCAUCAAUAUAAGCAUCAGAUCGAAUUAUUUGGCCAGCUAACUCAGAGGCUAAUUGCUGUAUACCGCAAUGACGAUACCACUCGCAUCAAGAGGGCCACUGAAGCCAUCAAUCACCGUUACAAUGAAUUAAAUAACAGUAUUAUUGCUCGAGGAAAAGCGCUACACUCUGCAGUAUCGUCGUUGCAGAACUUUGAUCGCUCUUUGGAGAAAUUCGUGGCUUGGCUGAGCGAGGCAGAGUCUUUGCUGGACGCUGCAGAAAGAGAUCCACAUUUAUUAAAGGGGGGUGUUGCAAGCCUUCCGUUAGUCGGCCGGCGGACGCCGUGCGCGACGCACGCCUCGCGCCAUGUGACACUGCCUGCGGCCGCCAUGACCGAGGGGGCGGGCAGGCCCAGGCCCGCGCCGCCCCGGAAGCCGGACUCCUUGACCCUUGCGUGGCCCCGUUGGGACGAUCCUCCGCCGCCUGCGCCCGAUACCAAACCACCCCAUCCCAUAAACGACGACUUUGGCGGUUUCUCUCCUUACACGCCGCCGAAUCCGAUCCAACCGGAACGUAGACCUCGACGGCCCCAGAGCGUGGUGUCCCCGCGUCAAAUCCCAGAGGUGACACGACGUCCCCACUCUUUGGGGUCCGUCGAGGACGACUGGCCCGUCCCCCUUCUUCAGCCCGUCCCGCGGCGUCCCGUCCCAAAUGUCCCGGUACGCGCGACGUUCCCGUCCUCGAGGAGUGACUAUCAGUUGCAAAGACCCGCGAUCAUGACGAACGGUUAUGGUGCAGUGCCGCCGUCCACUUCGCGGAGACUUUCCUUGCCCGGCGGCGUCCAGAACCCGCCGAAAAUGUCGGCCACGUUCCACGGGCUGUCGGCGCUCAUGGGCAUCCAUCCGCCGCUCGGCGCGCCCACGGGCACGCCUAUGACGCCCAGCACGCCGGCCGCAGUGAGAGAGGCGGUGCGGCAUCUAUUGCAGCAGCCGAGAAAUGGAUUCCCUAUAAUGGACCACAAGCUGUCGUUGUUCAUUGACAUUUUAGACGCUCAAGAGAGAUUUUCACAGGUGACGUGUGUUCAGCGUUAUUAA
Messenger RNA from Leptosia nina, 1347 nucleotides. The record is from the annotation of a GenBank genome assembly. Lineage: Eukaryota; Metazoa; Arthropoda; Insecta; Lepidoptera; Pieridae.